GUGGCGGGCGGCAGACGCGGUCCGAGUGGCUCAGCGAGUGCCCAGUUGGCCACCUCGGCGGCCGCAGCUCCUCGUUCACCUGUCAGCAGCGGGCAGCCGACGCCGCGAUUGUUUGGUCGCCGCCACGGUGCGUCAUGGGCACCGGCGCCAGCCGAGGCGAGGGUGGCGGCGGCGGCGUGUCCAGCGGCGGCGAUCUGCGCCUGCCUGGAGUCCAGCUGCGCUUUUCCAGACCACAGCUGCGCGCCGCCGGGUGCCUACUGGAGGACAUGCGUCGCCAGGACCCCGCGCACGGGGAGAGGCUGUCCUCCGGGGUGACGGUGCUGGUGGAGCGGCUGGUGCAGCGGCUGGUGGCGGGCGCCGGCAGUCUGGACCCGCGGUUCGCCGCUCGCUUCCUCGCCACCUUCGACACGGCCACGCAGCGAGCUCAGGGCGCGGGCCGCGGCCGCUGCGAGUACCUGGUGCGCCUGGACGCGCUGUCGUGGCCGCCGCCGUACCCGCCGGGCGAAGAGGAGGAGGGGGAGGGGGAGGGAGGGGCGGAGGGGGAGGCGCAGGCGACGCCGCCGUGCCGGCCGGAGGCGGGCGCCGCGACGCCCGCGGGCUUCGUGCGGCUGCGGCUGCAGGGCUCCGCGCGGCGCCGCUGGGCCGACCUCGCCAGCGCCGACGGCUUCCUGAGGAGGGACCGCGUGCAGGAGCGCUUCGUGGGGUUGCUGGCGCGCGCCGCCGCCAGGGGUCCGGAGCCGUCGCGGCCCGCCGCCGUCGACGAGUCGCGCCUCUGCGGCUGCCCCGGCAAGCUGGUGGAUGUGGGCGCGCUGCACACCCUGGUCCACACGCCGCCCCGCCAGCAGCUGUACUACGGCGCAGAGGACUGCAGUCAGAGCCGUUUCCCGGAGCCACGUGACUUCCGGAUCGCUAUCGUGGAGGGCGCGCCGGAGGUGCGGCUGCGCGUCGGCCUGGAGCAGCUGGGCCACGGCGCAUGCGCGGCCGACGUGGAGGUGCGGCUGCUGCUCGCCGUGGGAUUCCCCGGCUGGCCGGCCACGGCGGCGGCCGACGGCCGGGACUUCCCCCAUCGGGUCUCGCUGGCCCACCCCGACUGCUUGGUCUACCUGGAGGCGGCCACCACGGGCUUCUAUGCGGUGCCAGGCCCGCCGCAUCCAUCACUACGCUGCGAGGAGCGUUCCACCGUGUGGCAGCUGCGGGUGCCAGCUGCGGAGCUGUCGCUCAGCUGCCACUACGCCCCACGCAGUGCCCCUGGCCGCGCCCUCGCAGCUGCAGAGGCCGUGCUGCGACACCUCAGGGCCAGGCUGCCGCACAUGUCGCUGCGCGUGGCCAGCCGGCCCAUGCUGCGCUGCCUGCUGCUGCGGCUGCUGGAGGCGGACGCCGGCGACUGGCCGCUGGGCGAGUGGCCGCGCGCGGCGCUGCGCCUGCUGGACGCGCUGGCCGGUGCGCUGGCGUCGCGGCGCCUGCCCUGCUUCUUCCUGCCCGGCCUGGACCUGCUGCUGCACGCGCCCUGGGCGGGGGGCGGCGCCGCCGCGGCCGCUCUGUGCGAGGAGGACUGGCAGCAGGACGCCGACGUGCUGCGCGCCUUCCUGCACCAGCUGCACGCCGAGGCGCGGCUGGCGGCUGCAGCGGACGACGACGCCGACGGCGACUGCUCGUGGGAGGAGCGCGUGGAGGCGGUGCUGGCGCGCGGCUGGUGCUGGGUGCAGCGCUCCCUGGGUCCGCCGCCGCCCCGGCGCCGCCACGCCGCCGACCACUACUCGGCGCGCCAGCUGGACUACAUCGCGCUGCUGCUCAGGCACCUGCUGCGGGCCCACCAGCUGCUCGUACACGCGGACGGCCGGCUGCCCGGAGAGCAGCGAGACUGCGGGGGGCAGGAGAGCGUGGCGGCGGGUGCCUGCGACCCGCGCGAGGAGCUGUCCUUCCUGGUGUGCACGGUGGCGCGGCAGGCGCGCAGGCUGGCCGGCGGCGCAGCGGACGAGGCGAGUCUGGGGGCGCUGGCGGAGCAAGUGCGCCGUCGCGACGCCGCGGGCGACCUGCGCGACGACGCCGUCAUGGUGCGCGAGGUGCUGCGCUGGCUGCACCGGGCACAGCCAGAGUCCUCACUGCGCCCCUACCUGCAGCGGCUCUUCCUCACCUCCAGCCGCAAUGCCUGGCUGCUGCCGCAGUGGCGCCGCCGGUGUGCUGAGCUGGAACGACGCUCGCUGCGCACCUUCUGUACACAGGUGUGCACGGAGCCGGCAGCGGACACAGGGGCGGUGCUGCGUCUGGAGGCGAGCCGGGGGCGGCGGUGGGCGGCCGAGGCGGCGGGGGCGGCGCGCGCGCUCUCCGCCGGCGUCACGGCGGGGCUUCCCCUGGUACUGGCGCCGGCGCCCGGCCGCGUUCUGCGCCUGCGCGUCGCGCUGCCGCCCUGCGCGGUCGACGUCGCCACCGUGGGCCGGACCGGACGCGCCGCAUCCGCCGCCACUGCCUCCACAGCAGGAGAGCAGGGCUACGAGGAGGUGUGGCGCCUUCUGCAGCCGGGGGCCGGGCCGGUGGAGGCGGCGUGGUGGACGGCGGGGGCGAUGGGUGCAGCAGGGGCGGCGCCGCUGCACUGCCGGCUGCGCGAUGCCAGCGCCUUCUCGCGGCUGGAGGAGCGGCGCCGGCGCUACGGAUUCCAGCGCGGCCUGGGGGACCUGCUGCCCGCCCUGCUCGACCUGCGCAAGUUCUCGGUGGUGCAGGAGGCGUGCCUGGAGCUGCCGCCGGCGGCCCGCCGCGCCGCGCUGGAGGCGGUGCGCCGCGCGUCGCGCGAGGCCUCCAGGGCGGCGGCCCCCCGCUCGCGCACGCUGCCGCCCCCCGCCUCCGCCCCCCGCUACCGCUGCACGCUGCACCCGGGCGUCCACGAUGACGACGGCGUCGACGAGCAGCUGCGCCGCCAGCGGCAGCGGUACGCGCGGAGUCUCACAGGGCCGGACACGCUGCUGGGCACGUGCAGAGCUGCAAGGCGCCGCCCCCGGCCGGACCUACUGCCCGACGCCGCCCCCGCCGCCCCCGCGACGCUGGCGGUGGGCCCGCUGCUGCACCAGACGCCAGACCGCCGCCUCGAGCUAAGGCCGCGCCACCUGGCCGGCGGCCGCGCCAAGCUGACCAGCCUCUGACGUCACGCACAGACGUGGUGCUCGCCCCCACCUGCCACUCAUUGCCCUGCUGUACACUGACCGUUACACAACGCCAAAGGUUUAAACUUGUAACGAAUAAAUUGCACUGUUAUCCCA
Molecule: messenger RNA, 3251 nt
Organism: Schistocerca gregaria
Lineage: Eukaryota; Metazoa; Arthropoda; Insecta; Orthoptera; Acrididae
Exons: 15
Coding region: 135-3134 (999 amino acids)
Source: RefSeq, a predicted model, not a curated record